AUGUUUUCACUGUCAGAGUUGGCGCCCCUGAAUCAGCAUCAGAGCCAGUCUAAACUGCUGAAGCCCUGGUGGGAGGUCUUCAUGGACUACCUGGUGGUCCUGAUGCUGAUGACGUCUGUCCUGGCUUGUACUGAGCAGCUCUCCAGGGACAGAGUUGUGUGCGUUGCCUCGGAUCCACCCGUCACCGCAAACACAAGUCAUCGCAAUCUCAACGUGGCGCCGACUCCGUCGUCAAAGCCUCCCACGGACAUUCCCCUCAACAUCAGUCCAAAUCUUCAACCUACAGCUCGGGGCCGACGCACACAUCUGGUCUACCAGCAAUACGUUUACAUUAGCCAGGUGUGCUACCAUGAAGCUUUGCCUUUGUGCUCCCGCUUCUUCCCCUACAUGGCCCUGCUGCAGUCUCUGGUGCUGGUGGCCAGCGGCUCCUUCUGGCUCCACUUCCCUCACACGUCUUCACGCAUCGAGCAGUUCCUGGCCAUCUUGGCAAAGUGCUGCGAGUCGCCCUGGACGUCUCAGGCCUUGUCCAACGCCGCCCGCCAGGAAAACAUCCAAGAGAGGAAAGACGAGGAGAGACGACCACACCAGUUUCUCCCCUCCUCAUACUCCUCUUCGCCCUCGGUGACCCGCACAAGGCGCUCGAGCAUAGACUCGGGCACAGACAGCCCUCUUCUGAAGAGGUCGGACAGCGCGUCCUUUGCUACGCCUCCAUCUCCUUGCCCUUCCACUGUUUCCUGUAACUCCACCGUGUCUUCUGUAUCUCUUGACUCCCGAGUCCACCUUCCUUCCUCCAAGCCCUCAGUCCUGGCUGACAGUCCCAGGCAGGUAAUCAGUCUGGAUAAAAGUGAUGGAGAGCAGGCCAGGGCGCUGUUUGAACGGGUCAGGAAAUUUAGGUCCCACUGCGAAAGCUCAUCUGUCAUUUAUAAGGUCUACUUGGCUCAGACAAUAUUCAAACUGCUGAUGGGAACGCUGAUCGUCAGCUACACCAUCCCUCUCCUCAGCUCCUUCUCCUUCAGCCACACCUGUCACCCCGAGGAGCAGCUCCUGGUGGGCUACGCUACCUUCGAGUGCAUCCACGUGCUCUCGUCGCUUCUACGCAAGCUGCUGGUGGCCUACCUGACCCUGCUGGGCCUGUAUGGUCUGCUUAACUUUUACACCCUCUGCUGGAUUUUACACAGCUCUCUGCGUCAGUAUUCCUUCCACUCACUGAAGGAUCUGUGCUCCCUCAGAGACGUUCCCGACCUGAGGAACGACCUGGCCUUUCUCAUACACAUGCUGGACCAGUACGACCCUUUGCUGGCCCAGCGUCUCUCCGUGUUCCUGUCCCCUGUCAGCGAGAGCCGGCUGCUGGAGGAAAGCUUGGAGAGGCGCUGGGGGGAGGAGAAGCUGCACGCCAUGACGGCGGUGGAUGCGGACGGCUGCUCCCGACUGCAGCUGGUGGCCCUUCCUCGCCUCCCUCCGGCCCUCUUCACCCUCAGCCAGCUUCAGGUCCUCAAACUGGAGCUCAUCACAGACGCCAGGUUUACUGCACAAGUGGCCAACAUGACGUCGCUCAGGGAGCUCCACCUCUACCACUGCACUGCGGCUGUGGACCCCAGCGCACUUGCUGUCCUCCAGGAACGUCUGGAGGUCCUCCAUCUCACCUUCACUCAUGCGUCAGAGAUCCCCAGCUGGGUCUUCUCCCUCCGCAGCCUGCACGAGCUCCACCUCUCUGGCCGAUUGAGCAGUGAAGGCGGGGUGGGCCGAAGCUGGGCACUGGGGAGCCUGCGCCAGCUACGUCACCUCCGCGUGCUGGUGAUUCGAGGCAUGUUACAGCGGAUCCCUGGCGAGCUGUAUGAGGUGGCCGGCAGUCUGGUGAGGCUGGAGGUCUACAAUGAAGGCACCAGGCUGCUUGUACUGACAGGCCUGAAGCGGGUGGUUGACCUGACAGAGCUCCAUCUGCAGGACUGCCAGCUGGAGCGUUUGCCCUCCGCCCUGCUCGCUCUGACCAACCUGCACACGCUCAACCUGCAGCACAACAACCUGAGAACUCUGGAGGAACUGCUGAGUCUGGCUCAUCUGCGGCGCCUUUCUUGCCUCAGACUUGCUUAUAACCGUGUUCUGGCCCUGCCGGCUAGCGUCGGGGUGCUUCGAGGCCUGGAGCUCCUGGAUCUGUCCAACAACCAGCUACAGAGCCUUCCCCCGGCACUCUUCACUCUCCGCUGCCUUCGUAGGCUCCUGCUGGCUGGCAACCUGCUGGAGGAGCUGCCCGCUGAUGUAAAGGCCCUGAAGCUGCUGUCAGAGCUGGACCUCAGUGGGAACAGGUUAGAGAGCCUGCCCGCUGAGCUCUUCAGCAACUGUUUGGAGCUGCGCACCCUGAACGUGGCUCACAACUCACUCAGUGUACUGCCCAGGGGGAUUGCAGCCUUGAGUCAGCUGUGCAGGUUGGACCUGCGCAGCAACAGUCUGGAAGAACUGCCGGCUGAGCUGGGCUGCUGCUCGGGGCUGCCUGGUGGGGGUCUCCUGGUGGAAAACUGGCUCUUUCUGUCUUUGCCUCCACAUGUUAGAGACUUCCUGAGCCAUUCUUGUGCCCCCACUGGUGCAUACUCAGAGAGUCAUUCCAGGCCAGAGUCGGACAGUUUCCCAUACUUCUCUCCUACACAGUGGAGCUUCUUUUCUGCUCUGGAGUCACAGAUUUAA
Stegastes partitus (bicolor damselfish) is the source of this 2679-nucleotide messenger RNA. Its product is annotated as leucine-rich repeat-containing protein 8D. Gene Ontology annotation, molecular function: protein binding. The transcript is spliced from 5 exons. NCBI's taxonomy places the organism in Eukaryota, Metazoa, Chordata, Actinopteri, Pomacentridae. The coding region runs from base 1 to 2679 and encodes 892 amino acids. The record is from RefSeq and is a predicted model, not a curated record. Gene Ontology annotation, cellular component: cytoplasm.